AUGGUUGUUUGUGCAACUAAUGCAGGAACAUCAGCUGCAAUCACAAAGAAAAGAGGCAAAAGUGAAAUCAUUACAAUUCCAGAAAUUAUUGAACGCUAUAAUAAACAUUUCCCGCACAUAAUGGUGCUUUUGCGCCAAAAGUUUGGAAGUGCUUAUCCUGUCAAUUCUGAAAAAAGUUGCAGUAUGAGUGGAGAUUUUGCGUCAGCAGUAGUCUCUUCGGUGCUGAAUCCAUGGAAUGCAGGAGUUAAAGCGAAGAUGGAAGCAUGGUGCAAUGGGUGAUGGCAUGGAGACAGCACAUGAUGAUCCAAAAUGUUAAAAAUUGAAGCAAACUGAAGAAAAUAA
Messenger RNA from Blepharisma stoltei, 342 nucleotides. The record is from the annotation of a GenBank genome assembly. NCBI's taxonomy places the organism in Eukaryota, Ciliophora, Heterotrichea, Heterotrichida, Blepharismidae.